This is a messenger RNA of Trypanosoma rangeli, 588 nucleotides long. RefSeq lists its product as uncharacterized. NCBI's taxonomy places the organism in Eukaryota, Euglenozoa, Kinetoplastea, Trypanosomatida, Trypanosomatidae. The transcript has a single exon. The record is from RefSeq and is a predicted model, not a curated record. Bases 1 to 588 code for a protein of 195 amino acids.
AUGGGCGGUUUUGUUUACCGCCUCCCGCACACGCCGCAUCGCACACUUUCUGAGGUAAAUUGGCCAGCCACGGCUGAAUGGCCCAACGGCUUUUUACCACACUUUUGCUUGCCACAUUCCCCGCAAUUGAGUUGCCAUUGCUGGUGGCCUUUGAGCCGUGGACGAAGCAAAAAAGAAAAAAAACAACGAUUUUGCCUCUCUGUGGUAUUCCCUGGCGUCUUUUGCCACGCCGACAAGCUGAGGGUCCAUCAGGGCAGUUGGCGGUGCACCGUCGGUCUUUUCGUAGUGAAUAGCCGGCUCUCGGAGAGGUUGCGCCGGGGUGACCCCAGUGGCGGACGAAGGCUUCAGCGAGCAGCGGCGUGCCCGCGUUCAGUUCUAGGCGGUGCGGCAUCGGCUGGGAUGGGUGCAGCUGUUGCCUCGCCAAGGGGCUGCUCGGGUAUAACGUUUGAGCGGCACGUAGGCACAAUUGCGGCGAUACCCGCGAUGCGGCUUCGCGACGAGCGGUGGAAAAACACCUCGUGGACACUUGUCGGCGGAAGGUGUGAUCCGGCGGAUCCCCGGCACUUGGCGGAGCCUGGGGAGCUCUGA